This is a messenger RNA of Ilyonectria robusta, 1121 nucleotides long. RefSeq names its product BIG/ATPase V1 complex, subunit S1. NCBI's taxonomy places the organism in Eukaryota, Fungi, Ascomycota, Sordariomycetes, Hypocreales, Nectriaceae. The record is from RefSeq and is a predicted model, not a curated record. Gene Ontology annotation, biological process: fungal-type cell wall biogenesis; (1->6)-beta-D-glucan biosynthetic process. Gene Ontology annotation, cellular component: endoplasmic reticulum membrane. Bases 51 to 857 code for a protein of 268 amino acids. The transcript has 4 exons.
GGAACAGACAGGCAGACACGAAGCAGACAAUCAAUCGCUCCUCAUCAGCUAUGCGUCUCCAGAUUCUUGCCGGCGCUCUGGCGCUCGCCGGGCCUUCGGCAGCCUUUUCGGAUUCCUCUCCUCUGAUUCUGCUUUCCACCUCUUCGACUCCCGUUACUCACGCCUCCAACCAUUUCCAAACGAGCCCCGGCGCGAUGGCGGGUGCGAAAUCAAUCCUCGCAGCAUGCCCGAGCAAGCGAUACCUGUUCGUCUCUCAGCCGGGUAUCAAUUCCGUUGAGCUCAGUGGCUCCGCGUCCAGCGACUGCGCGAUGCCACAUCUCUGCCAGGUUGCCAGCAACGACUUGAGCAUCCAGACCAAGUUUAUCGUGCCUGAGGUUGUGGGCCCCUUAACCAACGCUGGCCUGGCCGAUUUAGUCAAGAUGGCGUGCGGUGAGAAGUAUCAGGACAUCACCGUCGAGGAGCUCACUCUGCCGCCUCUGACCUCAGACCGGGCUGGCUCCCUGGCUGACAGUGACGCAAUCCUCUCCAAGAGCCUCGAUAAGCUCACGUCCAGCGACUCCUACACCAUCCUGUUUGUCGGCACCCCCGGCGAGCAGACCUACGACCCCGAGUUCGAUGACCGCCUACGCAUGGAGCUCAAGCGAGAUGUCAGCAGCUCAGGCAACGAAUCUAAACGCGAUACCCGCCCUCUGUUCGAGAAAUAUCAGUUCUUCACUCCUGGCAUCUUCAUGGCCAUCAUCACCGCGAUUGUCCUGUUCUCGAUCCUGCUCGUUGGCCUCAGGGCCCUCGCUAGCCUCGAGGUGUCUUACGGUGCCUUUGACAAGGACAUGAGCCCCGCUGCCCAGAAGAAGCAGUAAUUGCUCAAUGCAGUAGCUACAGGCUGUGGAAUGUGUUGUCAUGGACGUCCCCUCCUAUGGGGACGGUAUUGUACAUCAGAUACGGAGUUUAUGGGUUUCUUUGGUGUGACUUGAUCGGAGGUAAGAUCUGUUCAGCAUGUUUGCGGCAGCGGCAGGGUAGAAGCAGAAUAAGGACGGAUUCCCAAUCACGAAGCCUCACUCGGCCUUGGAUCGGAUCAACGGGUUAUUCUAUCCAAGCAUGCAUGAAUCGAAGCUGUAAUAAAG